AUGGACGGCGAGCUCUUACCUGCGCAUGCAGGGCCUGUGAUAUACCCGUUUGCCUCCCGCUACCCAUAUCAUCGCCGCACGUCGAUCAGCCUUUCAUGGGGGCUCUUCCUCGCCCUGAUUCUCCCUACUCUAUUCCGCCAUUACGGGCUCGCGCACCCCCUGCGAUGCCUGUCCAUAGCCAUCCCUGCGAGUCUUCUGCCGGCGCUCCCGUGCGCAUCGGCGCUUAACGCGUCCUCCUCGAGCUCUUCGCUCGCGCUCGCGUUCCUGAAUGGUGCUUCGGUAGUCGACCGACUCCUGAUGGGCACCCUCUCGGACCACGGAGUCGCGGGACACAUCGUCGCCGGCUGGAUGGUGUCCGGAGCCACGUAUGGCAUUCUGGCGGGCGGGUGGAUCAUCGAUGCCGAUGCCGAUGUUGUUGUAUCGCCCUCAAGGGGCGACCCGACGCUGUCCAUGGCGCUCUUCGGCUUCCUGAUGCUCUCGCGCCGGAUUGGCAGCGUUCUCUCGGCCCCUAUUAUGAAUGCCCUAUCCGCGGCCAUCGACGGCGUGGAUGUCGGCCAUCUGCGCCUCAAGACAGGGUUCGAGGUCCUGGGCGGCUGGUUCGAGCAGGUGAUCGUGUAUGUCGGGGCUUGCUUUGCGGGCGCAGCGCUGGUGUAG
Molecule: messenger RNA, 654 nt
Organism: Heterobasidion irregulare TC 32-1
Lineage: Eukaryota; Fungi; Basidiomycota; Agaricomycetes; Russulales; Bondarzewiaceae
Exons: 6
Coding region: 1-654 (217 amino acids)
Source: RefSeq, a predicted model, not a curated record